AUGGCUAAAGUAGUAACACGUCCACAACGUUUUACACCUGAAGAAUGGAAAUUGGCAUCAAAAGUUAAACAUAAAAAUACUGAACGAGAUCGUUCGGGUGCUGAACGACUUAUUUUAGAAUGUGAUCGACUUGAUCAAGAAGGUCGAGGAACCGUUGAUCAUCAACGUUUGGAUCAUAUUCAAAAUUGGAAAGGUGAACUUGAAGUAAAACGAAGUGAAUUAGAAAAAGAAAUUGAUUCUACAGAAACUUAUCUAGUACGAAUUGAAAAACGUCUUCAAUCACUUCAAGAUAAUUUACAUAUUACUCAAACAACAUUAGCUAAUCGAGAAAAACGUUAUGAUAUUGAUUUAGUUCAUGAUGAUGUUCAAAAAGAUUUAAUUAUGGAAAUAUCAGCUAUACAAGGUGCCAUUACUUUAUUAUCACGUACAAUCGAACAAACUAAAGAGCAACUUAGGUAA
Molecule: messenger RNA, 459 nt
Organism: Rotaria sp. Silwood2
Lineage: Eukaryota; Metazoa; Rotifera; Eurotatoria; Philodinida; Philodinidae
Source: the annotation of a GenBank genome assembly